Molecule: messenger RNA, 285 nt
Organism: Penicillium chermesinum
Lineage: Eukaryota; Fungi; Ascomycota; Eurotiomycetes; Eurotiales; Aspergillaceae
Exons: 1
Coding region: 1-285 (94 amino acids)
Source: RefSeq, a predicted model, not a curated record
AUGCCUGUUCCAAUCUCCAACAUCGGCUCCGGUCCCUACGGCACUGCUGCCAAGUCCGAUGAUGCCAACCGCAAGAUUGAUGCCGAGCAGAUCGAGUCUAUCUUCCAGGAGAUGAGCAAGUCCCAGGAGAAUGUCGCUGCCAGCGCUUCUUCCAGCCGCCGUCCCUCUUGGUUCUCGCGCCAGUAUGUCUUCUCCCGCCAUCCCGGGGGAAUCCUCGAUACUAACGGUGCCCAGACGCAGCAGAAUGAGCAUUCGCCGCGACAGCAAGUCCCCCUCCCCCAAUAA